AUGACUGAGAAAUCUCAGACCACCUUGACUAUUCAUGACGAAAAAGAUGAUGAAUUAUUGAAUUCACAAAUAAAAAUGCAACAGAAUAAUGAUGUUCCAGUUCUACCCUUUCCUACAUUUAUUUGGCGGAUAUUUCUCGUAUUUGGGGUAUUUCUAUGUUCAUCGUAUACAAUAAUUGUUCAUUUAUGUGAAAAAGACGGUAGAUUACCGUUCAGUUCAGCAGCAGUUAUUCUGAUGACUGAGUUAAUUAAAAUACUCUCUAAUUUCAAAAUCCUAAGUACAGCUAUAUUGUUCAGACUUAUAAUUAAACA
Messenger RNA from Trichobilharzia szidati, 311 nucleotides. The record is from the annotation of a GenBank genome assembly. NCBI's taxonomy places the organism in Eukaryota, Metazoa, Platyhelminthes, Trematoda, Strigeidida, Schistosomatidae.